Molecule: messenger RNA, 2043 nt
Organism: Lichtheimia ornata
Lineage: Eukaryota; Fungi; Mucoromycota; Mucoromycetes; Mucorales; Lichtheimiaceae
Exons: 10
Coding region: 1-2043 (680 amino acids)
Biological process (GO): protein phosphorylation; intracellular signal transduction; regulation of MAPK cascade
Cellular component (GO): cytoplasm
Molecular function (GO): protein serine/threonine kinase activity; ATP binding; protein tyrosine kinase activity
Source: RefSeq, a predicted model, not a curated record
AUGGGAAACACGACUUCGACUCCCACAGCAACACAUUCCGUCCCCUCCAACUAUUCGAUUGCGAGUAGCACAAAGAGUGCAUUUGAGAAGCGCGAUGGGCAUCAUCAGCCUGGAUCGCGUCCAUCAACAGCUGGCUUGCCACCUUCAGCUCACAGCGGCCGUAGCCUACGAAAAAUGGGCUCCUUUUCCACUUUGGCUAGCUCAGCUUCACGAUUCUAUCACCAUCAUAGCCCAUCCACUCUAUCACUUUCAUCCAGACCAUCCAAAAGCACCAGCAGCAGAAGAAAGCAUCGUGAUUAUGAUACUAUUUUGGAUAUUGGUAAACCCACUCAAUUUGAACAUGGUAUCCAUGUUGAAUACAAUAAGGAAAGCGGAUGCUAUAUGGGGUUACCUGAUGUGUGGCAACAAUCAGCUCUACCAAGCGAUGAUAUUCUCGACACUAGCUUUAUCAAUCCCAACCUUGUUCCACAAAAGAAUGAAGCAGCAAAACGUAAACUACCCAAACCUCUCAAACGCACAGCGUCAACGAUUGGCAAGCCUUUCAAUAUUCAGCAUCAUAUCCACGUGCAAGUAGAUGCUUCGGGUGGUCAAAGAUUUGUGGGUUUACCAAAGGAAUGGGAACGUAUCCUUGAAGCUUCUGGUAUCCCCAAGGACGUUAUCAAAUCACAUCCAAAGGCUGUGGAAGGUUUUAUGCACCAGGCUCCUAUGCCCGACUCGUUGCAAGCCGACCAAAUCAAUCGUUCGAUUCGCAAACGAAAGGACAGCAAAGAGGAUAACGGCAUUGAUAAUGACGACAUCAUCGACGACAUCAUCAACAGUGACAGCAAAGAGGAAGACAUAAAGGAAAAAGACGAUAACAAGGAUUUGCUACCUGUUGGAUUUGCACCACCAAGUCGCGCACGAUCAUCCAAAUUACUGCAUUUGUCAAACAUUUCCAAACGCAACACGUCUUCCACCAUCAUCCAUUCGCCCAUCAAUGAAACCGAAGGUGCAGAUGAUUCUCUACCCGGUGCACUCGCAGCUUCAGAGAGCCAUUUAUCGCUGGCAUCCAAUUUCAUUGAUGACUUGAUUGACCAGGUUGAUCCAACUACAGUAUACACCGAUCUCGUGCUCAUUGCCGAAGGAGAGUCAGGACCUAUGUUUGCAGGAAAGCACGCUACCACCAAUCGCUUGGUUGCCAUCAAGAAAAUACCAAAAACAGCAGAGAAGAAGCUCAACAAGAUAAGAAACGAGUUGACAAUCAUGAAAAUGAGCCGACAUCCCAACGUGGUGGAAUACUUUGGAUGCUACAAAACAAGCAAUGAUAUAUGGGUUGUCACGGAAUGUAUGGAUGUAUCGCUUGCAGACAUCAUUGCCAUCCUUAUGGAACAAGAUAAAAGAGAGGGCAUCAUCCUAUCAGAACCUAUCAUUGCUCGAGUUGCCCGAGACAUUUUGCGUGCCAUGACACGAAUCCACCGAUUGCACCGUAUUCAUCGUGAUAUCCGCAGUGACAACAUUUUGCUCAACAUCCGCGGGGAGGUGAAAUUAAGUGAUUUCAGUCAUUGUGCACAAUUGAGCAAAGCACAACCAAAACGAAGCUCCAUUGUUGGUACACCUUAUUGGAUGGCUCCAGAAGUAAUCAAGGGACAAGCAUAUGAUGCCAAGGCGGAUAUUUGGAGUUUGGGUGUCUUGAUCUUGGAAAUGAUGCAAGGCGAUCCACCUUACGUGGAAUAUCCUCCUUUACGCGCUGUAUUCUUGAUCGCAUCGAGUGGUCUCCCUUCACUUAUCAAGCCUGAUCAUUGGUCCAAUGAAUUGAAAGACUUUGUCCAGCUCUGUACAAUGACCGAACCUGAAGAUCGACCCGAUGCUGCAGGUUUACUCAAGCAUGCCUUUUUCUCCAAUGUUGCCAAUACAGAUGAAAUGGUGACACUUAUCGAAGAGACGCGAAAAUUGGAGCUCAUGCGACAACAUGAUGACAAUGAAUCACAAAGUUCGGCAAACGAUGAUGAUAACAAGAGCUUUGAAUCAGCCAUCGAAAGUUUAUCCAUUGCCGAGCCGUCGUAA